Molecule: messenger RNA, 192 nt
Organism: Botrytis deweyae
Lineage: Eukaryota; Fungi; Ascomycota; Leotiomycetes; Helotiales; Sclerotiniaceae
Exons: 1
Coding region: 1-192 (63 amino acids)
Source: RefSeq, a predicted model, not a curated record
AUGACAUGGGGACGAUUAUUUUUAUGCUUUGGAAAUCCUCUCGACAGAACCAAGUGGGGGUUAUCUCUUUUGGGAAAUAAUGGAAUUAUGGCAUCGGAGCAUAGGCGCAUGAGAUACAACCCGAUUCUCUGGGUUGAGACGGACGGUAUGGGUCAUUUGGCAUGGGUUGAACUCGGGAAUAGGAUUGGCUGA